GAACACGCUCAACUCUUAUUUGUAACAAGCAUCUACAACAGAAUCUGUUAACUGCAAUCGAAUAUUCAUUAUAAAAAGGUCGCACGAAUUUCUCCUAAACAGGUCAUAAAGCAAAAUGUUUCUACCCACAGUGGUCUCUGUGACAGUUUUGUGCGUGGCUGUUAUAGGCUCCGAGAAAAAUUGGACUUAUGAAUUGAUAAGCGUGGAAUCCACAUCCAGCGAUCCCAAUAUAGCCGACAUUGCCGUAUCCGAAAAAAGAAUUCGUCGCGGCCUGUACGCCUUCAGUGGAUUUUUGGACUUUAAAACUGACUUGGAUGACACCACCACUCUCGAUUUGCGAGUGUAUCGUAGUUCUACCGAACGUGACGAGGACUAUCAACUAACGCCAUUCGUCAUUGAAAAUGAAAUUCUUACGAAUUUCAUAAAUUUCCACUAUAAGGCCUACAUUAUGGCGGCGAUCAAGGACUGUGCUCCAACUGCUCCACAAUACGAUGGGGAUUAUGAAUUUGAGCCACCAUUUGCAAAAAUUCGCAUUGAUGUGAAUGAGUGUGGCGUGCCCACAGAUGGUUUUCCGAAUUUAAUGGAGUACGGUAUGUAUAAAAUCGAGGCAUAUCUACGCAACGACAUUGAAAUGUUCUUAAAAAUUAUUGUGAGAUUGGAACAAAAUCUGUGAAAUUUGAAAAUGUGAAAAGAACUAUCUAUUGAAAUGUCUUUAAAACCUUCAAACAUUAAAAGAUUCUGUUUUUGCUGUUUUCUUUUCAAAAGUCACAUAAAUAAGAUUUUAUUUGUUGUAAAAAAUAUAUUCCCAUUGA
Molecule: messenger RNA, 812 nt
Organism: Stomoxys calcitrans (stable fly)
Lineage: Eukaryota; Metazoa; Arthropoda; Insecta; Diptera; Muscidae
Exons: 2
Coding region: 116-673 (185 amino acids)
Source: RefSeq, a predicted model, not a curated record